Penaeus chinensis is the source of this 1296-nucleotide messenger RNA. RefSeq lists its product as uncharacterized. The transcript is spliced from 4 exons. The record is from RefSeq and is a predicted model, not a curated record. The coding region runs from base 183 to 674 and encodes 163 amino acids. Lineage: Eukaryota; Metazoa; Arthropoda; Malacostraca; Decapoda; Penaeidae.
UUACCAGUCACGCUUUCAACCGGGGCAGGGAAAGGUGUAUGGAACACUUUAGUAAAACAAUAAUUACACAGCAAAACGAAAAUAGAGAAAACGAGUUACGCGUAAAUACAGGAAACACGAGGAAGUGGCCCACCUAAUAGAGGUUGAUAACGACUGAUAUUUGUUAUAUCACAUAUAGCACUAUGCGUGUGGGAAUGCAUGUGCUGGGUGUGAUGACUGUGAUCUUGGUGGUGUUUCAGAACCGCGCGUGGGGCAGGAAAGCGACCAAGAGCGUGUACGAGGAGCGGACCGCCAUGAGCAGCCUCAGCCUGGUGGUGGCGAGGGAGAUCCUACAGCGCAUGGAGGAGACGCCCAUGUUGCUACGCUUGGCCAGGGACUCCAUGGCUUCCCAGGUGACAGCUUUGGCUAGGGAUUCGCUCAAGCUCGGACUUAUGGCUUAUAUGGGUUACCAGGGAGAAGACCAGUGCCUGGAGAGGACAGCCUGUGAAGCUGGCGAACUCCUGAGGUCCUUCACCACGGGCGCCGCCUUCAUGUUCAGUGCCAUAGACUACGUCGCCCCUUUCCCCCUGCGCCGGUACAUCACCGUGGCAAGGGACGCAGCAGAAGGUCAUAGUUGCCUCUCUUACAGAUGCGGCGCUCGACCUCACCGAGAGCUAGGAGGGACAGACGAAUGAACGGUGAACCCAUGAGUUUUCGCUACCAGAUCUUAAGUUUAGUUCCACUGUAGUGCUAGCCAGAGCCACCCAGUGUCUCUGCAGUGCUAUCAGAAUCAGCCUAUCUCUUCUGUAGUGCUACUAGAACCAGUCAUUGUCUCGACAGUGUUACCAGAACCGUAUGGCUCCUCUGUAGUCCCACCUGAAUCACCCAAUGUCUCGGCAGUGUUACCGGAAGCGCAUAGCUCCUCUGCAGUGCUACCAGAACCACCCCAGUACCCUUGCUAAUUUCUUGCCUCCUAAAAUCUUCAGCCCCAAACAUUAUCAAUUGCUACUACUUCUGUUACAUCACGUGACUGUUCUGCAUGUGAACACUAUUUUUUUGUAUGUAUUUUUUUUUUAUCAAUGUUGUGUAGUAUAUAUCUCUUGAAGAUUUUAAACAAAUUUUACCUGUGUUUACUGUAGUUACGGGAUUAUUUUAAAUAGAUGAAGACUGAGGCUUUUUUAAGCCUUUGAUCUUGGGACUAAAUAACAUAAAAUUACUAAGAAUAUGAAAUUGGUCCCCUUAUAUUAGGCAUAAUCAUCGUACAAGUGCGUUACCUUCAUACCAGUGAAAAGGGAUUUAAUAAAUUUUAAAAAACUA